UCAUAAAACUGUAUAUAUACUCACCAGAUCAGGGCCAACUCCAAAAAGCAUAAUACAAGCUCCAGCGCAAACACUGACACCAAAAAUGAGGAAGGCUCUGGUUCUCGUCUUUGUUCUCUCCGUUCUCGGAGUUAACCAUGUAUCGUCUCAAACAAACAACAACAUGAACUUGUUGGCGACUUUAGCCAUUGGAGGAGUCGCCGGCUGGGCUUUGAACAGACACGUGGAGAGAAACAGACGACAGGACGCCAUCAAUGACUAUCUUCUGCAGGGCUCUUUUGGCGGCGGUUUCCGGGAUCCUUAUUACGGAGGACGUUUUGGGGGAGGCUUUGGUAGUGGUUUUGGGGGAGCACCAUGGUACGGAUCCAGAAGAAGGGGAAUCUUUUAAAUUUAAAAAAGAAUUUAACAACGUCCACACAAGUAUUCGAUCCGGCCAAUAAAGACCAAGGAAUUCGUGAAUAUGAGCAGAAUGGCGUGGCGGUCUUUAUCACGUGACUAAGAUGCACGGCCACAUUAUUGGCAAUAAGAAAAGUGAUGAAUGGAUGGACAGAGAGAGUGGACCAAAUCGUGACCCAUUACGUCCAAAAGCAAAAAUAACCUCAUACAUUUUCAUGAAAUACUCUUUUCCAUAUUGUGAGUGAUAUAUCUUGUUAUUUAUAUAAUGUACAGCUACUUUGUGCGUGUUUUAUUAAAUAUUUUAUAUAUGGGCAUUUACUGUAUAUAUUGACAUUUUUAUAGACUGUAUUUAUUUUUAUUUGUGAUGAUUAUUAAAAUUUAAAAAUUGAA
This is a messenger RNA of Magallana angulata, 786 nucleotides long. RefSeq lists its product as uncharacterized. Lineage: Eukaryota; Metazoa; Mollusca; Bivalvia; Ostreida; Ostreidae. Bases 86 to 388 code for a protein of 100 amino acids. The transcript is spliced from 2 exons. The record is from RefSeq and is a predicted model, not a curated record.